Episyrphus balteatus (marmalade hoverfly) is the source of this 2497-nucleotide messenger RNA. RefSeq names its product anaphase-promoting complex subunit 6-like. The coding region runs from base 744 to 2402 and encodes 552 amino acids. The record is from RefSeq and is a predicted model, not a curated record. The transcript is spliced from 2 exons. Lineage: Eukaryota; Metazoa; Arthropoda; Insecta; Diptera; Syrphidae.
UGGGCAAAUGCAAACUUCUUCAUCAAAGUAUUUGUGGCGUCGGCGUCGUAAUCGAGACCGAGAGUGAACUUAACAUAAAUACUCCGACUGAGUUCUAUUUCAUUCAGUUCAAACCUAUCGGCUCGUCAAGUUCAAAGUCAAAGAGAAUUAAGUGAAUAUAUUUUUAUACAAAACAAUUUCAAUUUGGAUAAUGUUCAAUUAAUUUGAGCAAGCUAUUCUUAGUUCUGUAAUGUCGUCAAAAGUGGAGAAAUUAAUUCAAUCAUUGAAUAAUCUUAAUAAUUUACACUACGGUAGUGCAGAAGUAGCUCGUCCAAGUCACGCAAAAAUUGAAAACUUACUCGAUCUUAUAUUUGAUAUUGGCAGAAAGAAAAUACAAUUCACAGAAGAACAACAAAAAGUCGUUGGUUCUCUUUUAUUGAAAGCUAUCAGACCAAUAAAGAUCAACAUUGAAAACACUUAUUGUUCGUUCAGAACAACCCUAGAAUCAUCGGUUCUAAGAAAGAGAUCAGCCUUAGAAUUUUUGUGUAAGGACUACGGAAAUUUUCCAAUACAAGGAACAAAAGCAAAGUUAUCAGAAGAACUCGCCGCUUCGAACAUUCGAGAAAGUAUAUCUCUUCUUGACGAAAUUAUUUCCAAGUGGCGUGACGUUUCUGACUCGGACGAAGCGGAAACAAAUCAUAGUCAGGGGAUUUCUGACAUACCAGUUUCGCAUACUUGGUGGUCUUCAUAAAGUGUUUUUAAAAAUGUUAGGUGGAAUUUUGGACUCUAUACCUGGCAUUGGGCAUGUAAAAGGAGCAUGUCAUUUUUUGGCUGGAGAUUAUAAAGGUGCUAAAAAGUCGAUGUAUGAAGCUAGUAGAUCAACUGCUGUUUUAGCGGGAGGUGCUGCAGGUGCAGUUGGCGGUCCAGCAGGUAUGCUUGCUGGAGCUGCUGGUGCUGGGGCAGGUUUUGACACUGUAACAAGCAUCGUUACCGGAGAGACGCGCGGUGUCAUUACGGGUCUAGCUGAUAUUGGUGAAGACAUUUGUAAUGGAAACGUGCCCAUCGGCUCGGUGGCUCGGACCGCUUUAACUGUUGGUGCAGACAUGGUUGGAGGAAUGGCAGGCCCUUCUCUUGGUAGUUGUGCAACAAAAAUUAUAUCUGAAUCUGGCGGUAAAGCAAUGGCAACAACGAUUGUAAAACAGCUCACUAUAAGUCAAGCUGAGGUUGUGAUGCAAUCUUCAGCGGCUUAUGUUGCUUCACGUGGGUUAAUCGAUGAGUCUAAAUCCUUCCGUCAUAAAAUUUCAUUUGACGAUGGUCCAUCUUCUUGUGGAACCACUUUUCCAUCUGAGCCGUCGAAACCUUCGAGUUCUAGCAGCGGUCAGUCAGGUAAAUCAGGUCAAUCUCAAUCCUCAAAUGGUAGUGGUUCAAGUUCUGGUGGUCAACCAUCUGAGCCGUCGAAACCUUCGAGUUCUAGCAGUGGUCAGUCAGGUAAAUCAGGUCAAUCUCAAUCCUCAAAUGCUAAUGGUUCCAGUUCCGGUGGACAACCACCACAAAAAAAUCCAAAUAACAACAAUAAUAACAAUAACAACAACAACAACAACAAAAAGGAUCAACAGAAAAAGAAAAUCUUAGCCAAAUGGGAACAACUACUUUUGGAAAUUUUCGAAAAAGAAGAUUUGGAUGAAAUUAUUAUCAACGAAUGCAUUAUUUUCACAGGAUUAAAUGAUUUUCAGAGAAAAGAAUUCAAAGACUUUUUUGCAAUUGUCAAAAAAUCUGCACACAUGGAUAUAAAGAAAAUUUUGAAAAUAGCAAAAGAUUUGCUAUCGAGAUUCGAGACCGAAUAUGUAAAUUCUCAUAAUUUUCUUAAUAUUGCCAAAUUUAUUUUGGCCUAUGUAUCAGAGAAGCUAAAACAGCGCAAUGAUGCUUACAAUGAAUCUAAUAAUCCUGAUCUUUCUACUGACUUGAAUGUAAGAUUACAACAACUUGUACAAAUUAUUUUAUCAGAAAGUUGUGUUAUUAUUGAAGUAUUUCAAAACUUACAAAACAAGAUUACGGAAUUGAUAAAUAAAAUUGAUCCGACAUUUGUCAAUGUCAUUGCUGCUGUUUAUCAUUACAUCAAGCACAAAUUUAUCGCUGUUAAAAAUAUUCUAUUUGAACCCGAUGAAUAUUUCAAACUUGCUAAAGAUAUGAUGGUAAAAUUGAAGACUCUGCCAGAGUAUAAGGAGGCAGUUGAUUCUGGUGAGAAGAGAAUCGUUUAUGAAAUAUAUAAUGGAGAUAUUGGAAGGCGACUUGUAAUUGUAAUAAAAAAACAAAAUGGCAAAUGGAAUUUGGCAUCGGUUUAUUAUGAAGAUUGUGAGCGUGAAGGUGAUGAAGAUGGAGAUGAAUGGAUAAAUGGCAAAAAGAUUCUUCGCAAAAAACCAUGAUUACCUCUUCAAAUUUAUUCUUAUUUUAUUUUAUUACAUUCUUUAUUCUUAUAAUUACACAAGUUUAUAAUAUUCAAUCGUAGAUAAUUAAUAAA